GGUAUGUGACGAGGUGUGACCCGCGUCGCUCACCCGACCCGGUUACAACCUUUUAUAUUUACAUAAAUACCCAGAAUUAUUCUAGAACCUUCCAUAUCUAUAAGGAAGGUGCAUAACUAAAUCUCCCACUUUUCGGGAAGAUCAUGUAAAUCUCCACCUUAUCGGAGCACAUCCUAAAAUAAGGGAAACCCUAAUUGAGAACCUAUAAAUAAAGACAAAUACGUAAGGUACGAUCAUCUAAUUCCCAUACACUUUUCCCUUCAUAUACUUCUCCAAAAGAACGAAUACUUAUUCUCACGCCGGAGGGUGGUUACAGGAAUAACCCCAUUCCUGUAACGAGUCCUAACGGUGUUUCUGUUUUGCAGCCACACGUUCGGGUCAUUGAUCGUUGAAGUUUCCAGAGUUGUUAAGGUCAGUGUUUCUUCAUUGGCGCCAUCCGUGGGACCAAGCAAGAACAACAAAGAGCUUCAUGGCAAGUGAUCAGAACAUGGCUGGUCAAAGAGCGACGAAUGAUAAUCUGACGCUAGGGGCGGGAGGCGUAACCGCCCCAGUAUCAUCACCGGCCGUUACCAGAUCGUUAGAUUUGGAGUUCGAGGCGGAGGGGCCACCACCAGGGUUUGGUAACGUUACCACCGUCUCUUCCCAGGCCGUGGUUACAAACCCUUACUUUUACAUGCCCUCACAAACACAACCCGGAAGGGUGGAGGGAGCAGGCAGCGGCACCUCAGCCCCAGGGGCUGCUAUUUCUUCACAGACUUCGCGUCUUUUCUCCACCCCAGUCAUCACCUCGGCGAGUCCUAGCAUCUUAGCACCUGGAACCAACACUCCCCAAUACUACCAACCGUUGAUCUCCAGCCCAAUGCCACCGUUGUAUUCAGCCGCACUCACGGCAGCAUUGUCCACCCCGCCUCAUCAGCCGGUCAUCAUGCCAACGGGAGUAAUGAAUGCCCCUGUCACGCCAGGCAAUCAGAUGUAUUUCCCGGGAUAUUGCUACGCGCCCCCUUUCGGGUACUUACCCUCAUACGGGGGAACAGCCUAUCCCCCUCAGGGAAUGACACAAGGGAUGUCACAGUCGCCCUACGCGGCUUACAUGCCGCCGUGGUGGAACUUUCCGAGUCCACAACCAAUGUAUACUCAGGCGUCAACUGAACCCGUACACGACAGGGAAAACGCGGUCCGACCCCGGUUUACUCCUUUUGAAAACUCCGGUCCAGGAACAGGUCCCGCCCCGGGUGCAAACAACCCACCGGCACAAACAGUGAACUUAGAAGAGGACGAGUUAACCAAGCCAUACAAGCCAGUAGAUGCAACAUUCCGAUCUAAAUUUACACGCCGUAUCGCCGAAGCCCCUAUUAAGGAAAAACCAAAGAUGCCCCAAACAGUCGGCAAGUACGACGGCCUCACCGACCCGGAUGAUCACCUUAAUCUAUUUAAGAGUGCGGGUGAGGUGGCUUGUUGGCCCAUGCCCCUUUGGUGCAAAAUGUUCGUACAAACCUUAGUAGGAGCAGCGCGAGUAUGGUGGGACAGCUUACCCACAGGCGAGAUAGACAGUUUCGAGGAUCUGGAAUCAAAGUUUAUCCUACAGUUCAGUCAACAGCGCCGACAUACGAAAGAUAGGAAUGAAUUACUCCAUAUCCGUCGUCGAGACAACGAAACGGUAGAGAAUUUUAUCAUCAGGUUCAAUAAAGAAAGCCUGGCGAUACCAGGUGUCACUAACGAUUUGGCAUGCGGAGCUUUCCUCCAGGGGGUUAAUGAUGACGAAUUACUAAGAACGUUGCAUGGAAGGGACGGGGUACCCCCGACCAUAGACGAGAUACUGCGGAUUGCCAAAGUAUACGUUAUACAAGAAAAAGCGGUAGCGGCCAGCCACGCGGCUAACAGAAAGAAAGAAGCCUUGAAGAACCAAGAAGAAAAAGACAAUCGGGGGUCUAAAAGUAAACACAGGGGAGACCGAUAUCAGCGGAACGACAGAGACUCGCGUUACGAUAAGCAUCGGAGCUCAUACUCAAGAAAUGAAACGUCAAAACCCCGUUCUGAAUAUCCCAAUCUAAGCAAGACCCCGGCAGAAAUUCUGGCCUCGGAAAACCUCAGGCUCAACCCACCAAAGCCGCUGAAAGAUAACCCGAACAAGGAUACGAGCAAGUACUGCGAAUACCACAAGGGAAGUGGACACGACACCAACGAUUGUUUCCAGCUUAAAAAACAAAUCGAGUACUUCGUAAAGUCAGGAAAGUUGGCACAUCUGGUGCGAGAUAUCAAGCAGGGUCCGCCGGUGGUCAAGGAGGAAAAUGACAAGGCGGCAGGAAAAAGGCCGCGAGAGUUAAACAUGGUCCAUGCUGGUAUAGGAAGAGGGGCUAAACGGAGUUUCUCCACCCUCGAGCCUUGGAUGUUGGCAACAAUGACCAUCGAACCACGAAUGGAAGAUUUGCAUCUUACCACGGACGCCCUGAUCGUUUCCGCGGCAGUAGGAGAUUACCGAAUGAGGCGAAUUUUGGUUGACACCGGAAGCUCAGAGGAUAUCAUAUACGAGCACUGUUUCGAUAGAAUGCAACCGGAGGAUAAAAAGCUGCUCGAAUCGGUACAUGCUCCCAUUAAGGGUUUUACAGGGGAAAAGGUGGAUCCCAUUGGUCAAAUCACCUUCCCGGUAACCUUCGGGCAAGCACCCAAGGAAAGAACAAUACUACUAACUUUCCUCGUGGUCCGCGCCGAGUCAUAUCACAAUGUAAUCAUCGGAAGGUUCACUUUGGGGAAGUUAGACGCCAUAGUCUCCACGGCAAGAGGUUUUAUGAAGUUCCCAACACCGCAAGGUAUUGCCACGGUGUUUCGAGAUAGAGUUGGAGAAGUAUUGGACACCAAACGAUGCCGUCAAGGCCCCGCAGGGGUUACAGGGCCAGAGAGGUGGGUACUGAGCACACGCCACCCGGAUCAAAUGGUCACCAUCGGCGAUACUCUGUCCCCAGAGGUAAAGAGCAAUUUGAAACAAUUGCUAAAAAGAAACGUAGACAUAUUCGCUUUCGAGCACGCCGAUAUGACCGGAGUCCCUCGCGAUAAAGCAGAACAUAAGCUCUCCACGCUCCCAGGCAUUAAGCCAGUCGCCCAGGGUAAACGCAGUAUGGCCCCGGAUCGCCGGGCAGCGGUCGUUAAGGAAGUACGCAAGUUAGUGGAAGCUGGAAUCCUCAGAGAAACACAGUAUCAUACCUGGGUGUCUAACCCGGUCAUGGUUAAAAAGCCAGAUGGCACAUGGCGGAUGUGCAUUGACUUCAAGGAUCUGAACAAGGCGUGCCCGAAAGACGCAUACCCGUUGCCGGAAAUUGAUUUAAAAGUUGACUCCCUGGUACCGUAUCGAUACAAGUGUUUUCUAGACGCAUAUAAGGGAUACCACCAGAUCAAGAUGGCCAAAGAAGACGAAGAAAAAACAGCCUUUCACACCGACGUCGGCAUUUUUUGUUACACCAAAAUGCCUUUUGGGCUACGGAAUGCGGGAGCCACCUACCAGCGCCUCAUGGAUAAGGUUUUCGAAACACAGAUCGGGCGGAACUUGGAAGUUUACGUAGACGACCUGGUCAUAAAAAGCAGCGAAGAGAAACAAAUGUUGGCAGACAUAGAAGAAACUUUCCAGCGGCUCAGAAAGCAUAACAUAAAGUUAAACCCAAAGAAGUGCUCUUUUGGGGUUGAAGAGGGAAAAUUUCUGGGGGUAGUAGUUACCCACAACGGCUUUAAAGCCAACCCAGAAAAAAUAACCGCCAUAUCGCGGAUGCCAUCCCCCCGAACGUUGAAGGAAGCUCAAGCCCUAAAUGGACGACUGGUAGCAAUCAACAGGUUCCUUGCAAGGCACGCUGAAAAAUCACUGCCGUUUAUAAAAACGCUGAAAGAUUGCCUCGACAAAAAGAAUUUUAAAUGGACGGCAGAAGCGGAACGAGCUUUGCAGGAAAUGAAGCGGUUCAUAGAAAAACUACCCACGUUGACCGCGCCCAGACACGGCGAAGUGCUAAAAAUGUAUCUGGCGGCGGCCCACACAGCGGUAAGCGCGGUGCUCAUGGUUGAACGAGAAGGGAAACAAACACCCAUAUACUACAUAAGCCGGGUGUUGGCGGGGCCUGAAACGCGUUACCCUACACUGGAAAAGCUGGUAUUAGCAUUAGUACACGCCACCAGGCGAUUAAGAAGAUACUUCCAGGCACACCGCGUACAGAUCUUAACUAAUUACCCGCUACAGCAGAUCCUGCACAAACCUGAGGUCUCGGGUCGGUUGGCUAAAUGGGCUAUCGAGUUGGGAGCCCUGGAUAUCGAAUAUCAGAAACGCACAGCAGUCAAGGGACAAGUUAUCGCCGAUUUCUUAGCCGAAAUACCAGAAGGAGAGGUAGUCACGGACCCGGUUGUCCAAGACAUACCAGAAACGAGCACAGCGAGGCAGACUUGGAAGUUGUACACAGAUGGAUCGUCUAGUGGUAAAGGGUCUGGGGCAGGUUUGAUGCUGAUAAGUCCGGACCAAAUCAGGCUAAUGUACGCCUUACGUUUUGAUUUCGAGUGCUCCAAUAACGAGGCGGAAUACGAGGCGCUACUGGCUGGUCUACGAAUGGCAAAAUCCAUGGGUGCAGCCAGGGUCGACGCAUACGUCGACUCACUGCUGGUCAACAAUCAAGUCAACGAAACAUAUGAAGCAAAAGACGAGGCAAUGGCGAGAUAUCUGGCAAAAACCAAAGAGCUCAUGAACUCUUUCGAUAAAGUCACGCUCAACCACGUGCACAGAGGGAAAAAUCAGAUAGCAGACGCCUUAAGCAAACUUGCCACCUCCGGCAUGGAAAAGGAAGUCAAGGUUGAGACAUUACAGACACCUUCAAUUGAACCGCGUAGCGUCUCCGCUGUCACAAUGGAAGAACCCUGUUGGUAUACCCCGAUCCUGCUUUUUCUCAAAACCGGCGAACUGCCUCCCGCCAAGGGCGAGGCACGAAAGAUUCAAACGAAAGCACUGCAGUACGAGGUCAGCGAUGGUGUCCUGUAUCGAAAAUCUUACAUGGGUCCCCUCCUACGAUGCGUCUCCCCGGUUGAAGCGAAAUACCUCAUCAGUGAAAUACAUGAGGGUAUAUGCGGUAUACACGCGGGUCCUCGAGCAGUGGUCGCUAAAAUUCAUAGCGCGGGGUAUUACUGGCCCGGGAUGCAUGAAGACGCCGUCAGAGAACUGAGAAGAUGCCUCAGCUGCCAAAAAUUUGCCCCUCAAACAAUUCGGCCCAAAAAUAGUCUAGUACCGGUGACAUCGGCUUGGCCUUUUCAGAAAUGGGCUGUAGAUAUUGUGGGACCUUUCCCGCCCGCUCCCGGGAAAUUAAAAUACUUAAUCGUGGCGGUGGACUACUUCACCAAGUGGGUGGAAGCAAAACCCUUGGCUAAGAUAACGGCAGAAAACGCCAAAAAGUUUCUCUGGGAACACAUUGUAUGCAGGUUUGGCCUACCGCUCUACCUGGUAAGUGACAAUGGGACGCAGUUCACGGAUAGAAUUUUUCAAGAAUGGUGUGCCGAUCUCCACAUUCAGCAGAUCUUCACGUCGGUAGCACACCCACAGGGUAAUGGGCAGGUAGAGCGGACGAACAGAAGUUUGUUAGAAGGUAUCAAAAAACGGCUGGGACACGAGGGAAGCUCGUGGGUGGAGGAGUUGCCACACGUCCUUUGGGCGCAUCGAACAAUGCCCAAGACCAGCAACAACGAAACACCAUUUAGCCUUACCUAUGGAAUGGAGGCUAUGAUACCUGCUGAGGUAGGGUUACCAUCGUUACGCCGUCUCGAAGUAAAAGAUAACAAUGACCAAUCGCUGAGAGAGGGCCUAGAUUUAUUGGAAGAGAGGCGUGAGGCGGCCGCCAUUAGCGAGGCACGUUACAAAAAAGCACUGGAAAAGUAUUACAAUAAGCGGGUGUCUAAAUUAAGUUUCAAGGUGGGCGAUUACGUCAUGCGCGACAACGAAGCAAGUCGAGCGGAACCAACGGGAAAACUAGGCCCCAACUGGGAAGGUCCCUAUGUCAUCCAGGAAGACUUGGGCAAAGGAGCCUAUCGCCUGUCCCGACUAGAUGGCACGCCGGUCCCGCGCAGUUGGAACAUCGCACAGCUGAAGAAAUGCUAUUUGUAA
Messenger RNA from Helianthus annuus (common sunflower), 6115 nucleotides. RefSeq lists its product as uncharacterized. Bases 470 to 6115 code for a protein of 1881 amino acids. Gene Ontology annotation, biological process: DNA integration. The transcript is spliced from 2 exons. Gene Ontology annotation, molecular function: RNA-DNA hybrid ribonuclease activity; nucleic acid binding. NCBI's taxonomy places the organism in Eukaryota, Viridiplantae, Streptophyta, Magnoliopsida, Asterales, Asteraceae. The record is from RefSeq and is a predicted model, not a curated record.